Messenger RNA from Pan troglodytes (chimpanzee), 4332 nucleotides. RefSeq names its product ATPase phospholipid transporting 8B2 (gene ATP8B2). The record is from RefSeq and is a predicted model, not a curated record. Gene Ontology annotation, cellular component: plasma membrane; trans-Golgi network. The transcript has 28 exons. Lineage: Eukaryota; Metazoa; Chordata; Mammalia; Primates; Hominidae. Gene Ontology annotation, molecular function: ATP binding; ATPase-coupled intramembrane lipid carrier activity; ATP hydrolysis activity. Bases 216 to 3788 code for a protein of 1190 amino acids. Gene Ontology annotation, biological process: Golgi organization; phospholipid translocation.
ACUUCCGCCCCGCCGUGGCCGAAACUGACACAAAGUAGCGGGCCGAGGCCCCGGGGGAGCGGGGCCGCAGCUGGGGGGGCGGGAGCCCGUGGGGAGCCGAGCCGAGCGCCCCCCGCCCCAGCCCCCGGCAUGGGCAGUACGGGGCCGCCGGGGCGGGCGCCGAGCGCUGAGCGCUGAGGGUCUCCCAUGGGAUUGCUGGGACCUUGCUGGGUGAGAUGGCACUGUGUGCAAAAAAGCGCCCCCCAGAAGAAGAAAGGAGGGCGCGGGCUAAUGACCGAGAAUACAAUGAGAAAUUCCAGUAUGCGAGUAACUGCAUCAAGACCUCCAAGUACAAUAUUCUCACCUUCCUGCCUGUCAACCUCUUUGAGCAGUUCCAGGAAGUUGCCAACACUUACUUCCUGUUCCUCCUCAUUCUGCAGUUGAUCCCCCAGAUCUCUUCCCUGUCCUGGUUCACCACCAUUGUGCCUUUGGUUCUUGUCCUCACCAUCACAGCUGUUAAAGAUGCCACUGAUGACUAUUUCCGCCACAAGAGCGAUAACCAGGUGAAUAACCGCCAGUCUCAGGUGCUGAUCAAUGGAAUCCUCCAGCAGGAGCAGUGGAUGAAUGUCUGUGUUGGUGAUAUUAUCAAGCUAGAAAAUAACCAGUUUGUGGCGGCGGAUCUCCUCCUCCUUUCCAGCAGUGAGCCCCAUGGGCUGUGUUACAUAGAGACAGCAGAACUUGAUGGCGAGACCAACAUGAAAGUACGUCAGGCGAUUCCAGUCACCUCAGAACUGGGAGACAUCAGUAAGCUUGCCAAGUUUGACGGUGAAGUGAUCUGUGAACCUCCCAACAACAAACUGGACAAAUUCAGCGGAACCCUCUACUGGAAGGAAAACAAGUUCCCUCUGAGCAACCAGAACAUGCUGCUGCGGGGCUGUGUGCUGCGAAACACCGAGUGGUGCUUCGGGCUGGUCAUCUUUGCAGGUCCCGACACUAAGCUGAUGCAAAACAGCGGCAGAACAAAGUUCAAAAGAACGAGUAUCGAUCGCCUAAUGAAUACCCUGGUGCUCUGGAUUUUUGGAUUCCUGGUUUGCAUGGGGGUGAUCCUGGCCAUUGGCAAUGCCAUCUGGGAGCACGAGGUGGGGAUGCGUUUCCAGGUCUACCUGCCGUGGGAUGAGGCAGUGGACAGUGCCUUCUUCUCUGGCUUCCUCUCCUUCUGGUCCUACAUCAUCAUCCUCAACACCGUUGUGCCCAUUUCACUCUAUGUCAGUGUGGAGGUCAUCCGUCUGGGCCACAGCUACUUCAUCAACUGGGAUAAGAAGAUGUUCUGCAUGAAGAAGCGGACGCCUGCAGAAGCCCGCACCACCACCCUAAACGAGGAGCUGGGCCAGGUGGAGUACAUCUUCUCCGACAAGACGGGCACCCUCACCCAGAACAUCAUGGUUUUCAACAAGUGCUCCAUCAAUGGCCACAGCUAUGGUGAUGUGUUUGACGUCCUGGGACACAAAGCUGAAUUGGGAGAGAGGCCUGAACCUGUCGACUUCUCCUUCAAUCCUCUGGCUGACAAGAAGUUCUUAUUUUGGGACCCCAGCCUGCUGGAGGCUGUCAAGAUCGGGGACCCCCACACGCAUGAGUUCUUCCGCCUCCUUUCCCUGUGUCAUACUGUCAUGUCAGAAGAAAAGAACGAAGGAGAGCUGUACUACAAAGCUCAGUCCCCAGAUGAGGGGGCCCUGGUCACCGCAGCCAGGAACUUUGGUUUUGUUUUCCGCUCUCGCACCCCCAAAACAAUCACCGUCCAUGAGAUGGGCACAGCCAUCACCUACCAGCUGCUGGCCAUCCUGGACUUCAACAACAUCCGCAAGCGGAUGUCGGUCAUAGUGCGGAAUCCAGAGGGGAAGAUCCGACUCUACUGCAAAGGGGCUGACACUAUCCUACUGGACAGACUGCACCACUCCACUCAAGAGCUGCUCAACACCACCAUGGACCACCUUAAUGAGUACGCAGGGGAAGGGCUGAGGACCCUGGUGCUGGCCUACAAGGAUCUGGAUGAAGAGUACUACGAGGAGUGGGCUGAGCGACGCCUCCAGGCCAGCCUGGCCCAGGACAGCCGGGAGGACAGGCUGGCUAGCAUCUAUGAGGAGGUUGAGAACAACAUGAUGCUGCUGGGUGCAACGGCCAUUGAGGACAAACUUCAGCAAGGGGUUCCAGAGACCAUUGCCCUCCUGACACUGGCCAACAUCAAGAUUUGGGUGCUAACUGGAGACAAGCAAGAGACGGCUGUGAACAUUGGCUAUUCCUGCAAGAUGCUGACGGAUGACAUGACCGAGGUUUUCAUAGUCACUGGCCAUACUGUCCUGGAGGUGCGGGAGGAGCUCAGGAAAGCCCGGGAGAAGAUGAUGGACUCAUCCCGCUCCGUAGGCAACGGCUUCACCUACCAGGACAAGCUUUCUUCUUCCAAGCUAACUUCUGUCCUGGAGGCCGUUGCUGGGGAGUACGCCCUGGUCAUCAAUGGUCACAGCCUGGCCCACGCACUGGAGGCAGACAUGGAGCUGGAGUUUCUGGAGACAGCGUGUGCCUGCAAAGCUGUCAUCUGCUGCCGGGUGACCCCCUUGCAGAAGGCACAGGUGGUAGAACUGGUCAAGAAGUACAAGAAGGCUGUGACGCUUGCCAUUGGAGACGGAGCCAAUGAUGUCAGCAUGAUCAAAACGGCUCACAUUGGUGUGGGGAUCAGUGGGCAGGAAGGGAUCCAGGCUGUCUUGGCCUCCGAUUACUCCUUCUCCCAGUUCAAGUUCCUGCAGCGCCUCCUGCUGGUGCAUGGGCGCUGGUCCUACCUGCGAAUGUGCAAGUUUCUUUGCUAUUUCUUCUACAAAAACUUUGCUUUCACCAUGGUCCACUUCUGGUUUGGCUUCUUCUGUGGCUUCUCAGCCCAGACCGUCUAUGACCAGUAUUUCAUCACCCUGUAUAACAUCGUGUACACCUCCCUGCCAGUCCUGGCUAUGGGGGUCUUUGAUCAGGAUGUCCCCGAGCAGCGGAGCAUGGAGUACCCUAAGCUGUAUGAGCCGGGCCAGCUGAACCUUCUCUUCAACAAGCGGGAGUUCUUCAUCUGCAUCGCCCAGGGCAUCUACACCUCCGUGCUCAUGUUCUUCAUUCCCUACGGGGUGUUUGCCGAUGCCACCCGGGAUGAUGGCACUCAGCUGGCUGACUACCAGUCCUUUGCAGUCACUGUGGCCACAUCCUUGGUCAUUGUGGUUAGCGUGCAGAUUGGGCUGGACACAGGCUACUGGACGGCCAUCAACCACUUCUUCAUCUGGGGAAGCCUUGCUGUUUACUUUGCCAUCCUCUUUGCCAUGCACAGCAAUGGGCUCUUCGACAUGUUUCCCAACCAGUUCCGGUUUGUGGGGAAUGCCCAGAACACCUUGGCCCAGCCCACGGUGUGGCUGACCAUUGUGCUCACCACGGUCGUCUGCAUCAUGCCCGUGGUUGCCUUCCGAUUCCUCAGGCUCAACCUGAAGCCGGAUCUCUCCGACACGGUCCGCUACACACAGCUCGUGAGGAAGAAGCAGAAGGCCCAGCACCGCUGCAUGCGGCGGGUUGGCCGCACUGGCUCCCGGCGCUCCGGCUAUGCCUUCUCCCAUCAGGAGGGCUUCGGGGAGCUCAUCAUGUCUGGCAAGAACAUGCGGCUGAGCUCUCUCGCGCUCUCCAGCUUCACCACCCGCUCCAGCUCCAGCUGGAUUGAGAGCCUGCGCAGGAAGAAGAGUGACAGUGCCAGUAGCCCCAGUGGCGGUGCCGACAAGCCCCUCAAGGGUUGAAGGCCGAGGAUGGAUGCCCUGUGCCAGUGACCAGAGCACCCAGGGCUGGCCAGUCACUGAGGGAACAGCGUCUCGGAACUGCUGGUCCUCAUUCCUUGCUUCCCGUCCCCCCGGUAGACUCUGUCCUGCUGGUCCCACCACACAUGGCUGGGACAUCUGUUCCCAGCUGUAGGCCCUUCCACCAGCUGGGGAGCUAGAGGGAGCAGGCCCAAGGGCAGAGCAGAGGCUGAGGCACGGGGAGCCAGCCCCACUCGGGGACCAGAAGUGGAACCAAAAACAAGAAAAAACUGUGAGAGAUUGUGUCUGCCCCUGCCCUGCCUGGGACCCACAGGGAGACUAUAAUCUCCUUAUUUUUUUACUCCUACUCCCCAGAGGGGCCCUAGUGCCUCUGUUCCUGAAUUACAUAAGAAUGUACCAUGCCGGGAAGCCAGAGACCUGCAGGGGCCUCGGCCCCUCACAUCGUGUAUGUCUCUCCUUGAUUUGUGUUGUGUCCAGUUUGGUUUUGUCUUUUUUUAUUUGGCAAGUGGAGGAGGCUUUUAUGUGA